Messenger RNA from Spinacia oleracea (spinach), 1139 nucleotides. Its product is annotated as B3 domain-containing protein At3g19184. Bases 206 to 877 code for a protein of 223 amino acids. The transcript is spliced from 7 exons. Lineage: Eukaryota; Viridiplantae; Streptophyta; Magnoliopsida; Caryophyllales; Amaranthaceae. The record is from RefSeq and is a predicted model, not a curated record. Gene Ontology annotation, molecular function: DNA binding.
AAGAAAGUAGCGCUCAAAAAGAAACAGCAUUCUUAAUAUAGAAAGUUCAUUCCGACAUAAAUACAGAAUCUGGAAAGUGAAUUAUCUGAAAGAAACCUAGUCUUCUUAACUUCUUAAGUGUGAUUAUCCAUUUCUGAAGAGAAACUCAACAAUCACAAGGUUUUUCUUCCGGUUUAGGUUUCGAUUUCGGGUUUUGAGCUCGAAGAUGGCGAAAGGAGCAAACUAUGAAGACGGAAGGAAGAAGAGAGUGGAAGAAAUCAAAAAGAAAAUGGCGGAACUCAACCUCCAUAAACUCGCUCAAUCUCUCAAACCUUCCCCCAAAAAAACCCAUCAUUCUGCCCCUGUGAAGAGAAAGGCGAGAUUGAGCGAUUUCGGGGCCGAAAUCGUGCGCCGUUCUAGUCGAAUGGCUGACAAACCUCCUCCAAACUACAAAGAGUCAGCAAUGGAACCUUUAAGGGAAGGUAGAAGGACAUACUCAUACCAGAGAAGGGAUCUUUUGAAUCGAGUUUACGCCUCGGAUAAGGAUAGGGUUCAUGCUAUUGAGAGAGCUGAAGAACUUGAACAAGAUUUAGGCACUGAAUUCCCUGCCUUCAUCAAGCCAAUGCUUCAAUCUCAUGUUACUGGAGGGUUUUGGUUGAGCUUUCCUAAUUCAUUUUGCAAGACCUACCUUCCUGACAGCGACGAAAUGUUCACUCUAGUUGAUGAAGAAGGAGAUGAAUGGCAAGCCAAGUACCUUGCUAGAAAGAAUGGGCUUAGCGGUGGGUGGAGAGGGUUCUCCAUAGAACAUGAGUUGGUUGAUGGAGAUGCUCUUAUUUUCCAGCUCAUUGAACCAACUAUCUUUAAGGUCUAUAUUAUUCGAGUGAAUUCCUCCGACUGAUGGCAGGAUUAGUGAGGGAAAAGAAAGACAUCACAACAAACUAGAGCAGGUAAAAGGUUGCUGAUGAUUUUGGGGCUAGUUCCAGAUUCGAGCAUGAGGCUAUGGCCAUGGGUUUAUUUCUUAUUAGCCUGUGAAGAGUAUCUAUCUUCCAUUUUGAAUUUCGGAAAACCAUGACCGGACAACAUAGAUAUUUUGACAUAAGUGAUUAUAUCAUGUUAAUAUGAUAGUCCCUUCUAAUCUAUAUAUGGUCAAUUAUUAGUCA